Molecule: messenger RNA, 704 nt
Organism: Triticum dicoccoides
Lineage: Eukaryota; Viridiplantae; Streptophyta; Magnoliopsida; Poales; Poaceae
Exons: 1
Coding region: 117-593 (158 amino acids)
Source: RefSeq, a predicted model, not a curated record
CGCCUGACCGCACCCCGCACGUCGCCUCCCCCACGUCUUCGUCCCGUCCAACAACGUACCAUCUUGAAUCUUCUUCCCCUAGGCUAGCUAUAUACCUGCUCUUAUCCCGCUCAGCCAUGGCCAUGAUGGGCAUCAUAGCGCCGGAGACGGCGUACGAGACGGAGGCCGUGUCUCCGGCCACAGCCAGCGCCGCCGCGGGCGCGCCGCAGCGCAGGGGCUUGCUCCGGAGGAUGAUGCCGCGGGGGCACUACUCGCCCGUCGGCGCCGACCAGAAGACAGACCCUGGAAGGGCGCCCGAGGUGGCACCGAUCGCUGCCCGUGACUCGGAUGUCGCGGAGAAGCCGCGCCGCGGCUGGCUGCGGCGGCUGGUAACGCAGCGGCGGCGCUGGAAGAAUCUGGGCGGCGCCAGCGCGUCGAGGCUGGCCGGACUGUCGCGAUCGCUGCGGUGGAAGCGGCUGUCCGUGAACCUGAGGGGCAGCUGGGCGUCGGCGCUGCUGGACACCGUCGCGUUCCGCGUCAUGUACGUGGUGGAAGCCAUCGUGCUUGGCCUGGCGCUCUCCUGUUUCUUCUGCUGCUGCGGCUGCCAGAUAUAGCUGCCCAUGGCCUGCCCCUUGCUGUGAUUCAUGCAAGCUCCUUCUGCUUGCCAUUGGGCGUGUAAUCUUUGUACCCCCGUCCUUGUUUAUCUAAGAUGCUUAAUUCUCUAA